AUGUUAAAAGUCACCCCACCAUCGCCAUGUCCAUCCCCAACGGAAACUCUCGUUAACGGACAUGAGCCACUUCUCUUCGAGUUUGACCAAAAUCCAAUCGAGCCACUUUCCACGUCCCGCCUUAUCCUUAUAACAUGUCCCAGCCUGGGGGUACAAAUCUGCUGGUAUUUAUUGCAGUCUAGCGGCACGCCCUAUCUGCUCUCCCUGGGCAUGACCCCUUUUUCCGUAACCUUAACUUGGGCAUUAGGUCCCACUUUUGGUGUUUUCGUCCAGCCCGUGAUUGGCAACCUUAGCGACCUAUCGCAACACCCUUACGGCCGACGCAAACCCGUCAUGUUUGCUGGCGCCGUGUUCGUCAUCUCUUCCAUGCUCCUCAUGGCAUUCGCGCCCGAGUUCGGCCCCGCCACCCAAGACGCUUGGCAGCCACGGGCCGUCGCCGUCGGCUUCCUUGCCGUCAUCCUACUGGCGAUGAACGCCUAUUCGGUUGGUGUCCGCGCCGUCGUCGUCGACGUCUGCCCGCCAGCCCAACAGCCCGACGCGGCGGCGUGGUCUAUGCGUUGGAGUGUGCUCGGGUCCACACUGUUAUCUGCGUCCGGCUUCGUCUCCGCCGUCUAUGCCCACGAGGCCGGCCCCGUGGCCACAUUUCGCACAUUGGCCUGCGUCGCUGCCGUUUGUUCCGCUGCCACCGUAGGGCUGGUGUGCUACCUGGUCCCGGAAUCUGCGUCGACCGGUGUAAAGUCCGAGGACAAGGACGACGCUGGCCGGGUCCUCGCCACGUGUCUGCCUGGCGAGCUGGCGCGGCGGUGGCGGAGAAUGCCGCCGCUCGUUGGACGGGUAUGUGAGGUGCAAUUCGCCGCCUGGUUUGGGUGGUUUCCCGUGUUGUAUUAUAUGUCCACGUACGAAAGUCCCCCCCAUCCGUUAUUUAUGCCGGUUCCACUGACAAAUCCAGCUCUGUCCGACGCGACGCACCCACAUCCCGAGGCCGACGCGAAGCCUUAUCGCCUUUACGCUUCGCUCGCCUUUUCGCUUGGGACUUUCUUUUCGACCGUCCUUCUGUUUGCCCUCUCCCACGCCACUGCCCUCCUUGCGCCCCAGAACCUGCCACGCCUGUGGUUGUUUUCCCAGUCCGUCGCCACCUCCUGCCUCCUCCUCACCACACUGCUGCACACCUCCACCGCCGCACUCGGGCUCGUCGCCCUCGUCGGCGCUACUUGGGCCGUUACCAUGUGGAUUCCGUUUGCAUUAAUUAACAGGGAACUCGCGACCUCGCGCGUCGGUGUGGCUGGCGUUCAUGGGUUGCAUAAUAUGGCCAUUUCCCUCCCGCAGCUGGCAAGCGGGCUAAUUUGUGCGGUGUUAUUGGCGGCUUUGGGUCUGCUGGGCGUGCAGGGCGGGUCGUCAUUGCUGUUGAGGCUGGCUGCAGUGCCGGUCGGAUGGUCGGCUUGGUUAAUAUGGCGGCUUGAUUAA
This is a messenger RNA of Pyricularia grisea, 1464 nucleotides long. RefSeq lists its product as uncharacterized. Bases 1 to 1464 code for a protein of 487 amino acids. Gene Ontology annotation, cellular component: membrane. The transcript has 3 exons. NCBI's taxonomy places the organism in Eukaryota, Fungi, Ascomycota, Sordariomycetes, Magnaporthales, Pyriculariaceae. The record is from RefSeq and is a predicted model, not a curated record. Gene Ontology annotation, molecular function: sucrose:proton symporter activity.